Cladophialophora yegresii CBS 114405 is the source of this 1173-nucleotide messenger RNA. RefSeq lists its product as uncharacterized. The transcript has a single exon. Bases 1 to 1173 code for a protein of 390 amino acids. Lineage: Eukaryota; Fungi; Ascomycota; Eurotiomycetes; Chaetothyriales; Herpotrichiellaceae. The record is from RefSeq and is a predicted model, not a curated record.
AUGGGACGGAAGCUGGCCAACUUUGGGUCGGCGAUUGAGACGCUGGAGAAAGAACUUGACGAAACGUUUGACGUAUUCGUCGAAGCCAUUCGUCCCAACCCUCUGGCUGCCAAGGCGAACGCCACUCUCCUCUUGCGCCGAUCCCGAGACAUCCUCGACUUGCAAACCCAGAUCACGGAUUUCCGAAAAGGCGUUGUCGAUCUGGUCCGACGCGACCUGGCUCGCCUGAACGCCGCAUUUCCCAACGUCGUGCCAUCCUAUAAUCUUAUGUUCCAUCUUCACUUUGAUAUACUGGGAUAUCGCGCCGUCAGCGUGCGUCUUGCUGAUGUCUUGAAACUGGGAAGUCAACUUUUGAACCCGCAGGAUCCCUCUUUCAGUGUCCAGCGUCAAGGUCUGAAGAUGAUACAAUUUGUUCAUCGAGAGUCGAUCGCAUGCAUCGAAUUCUGUAAGGACACCUUGACUGACCCGCUACUCAUGACCAACCCGUCGGUUGAAGCCGAGAUCAGGCUGCAACAGUUGCAGUUCCUUCUAUUUGCCAGGUCGACAAGAGUCCGACUGGUACACCUUGGCAGUCCUGUCGAAGACACUGCCCCUGCCAUGGACGUCGAUGCUAUCAAGGAUAGCUUGGAUGCCGCCACGAAACUCGUUCGAAGUUCUCUCCGUACCUGUGCGCCUUUCGGCCAAACCGCACGAGAUUUUGCCAAUAUCUUCGCGUCUGCGGACGAGGUCCCGUCGUCUUCGCCGAUCCCAGCGAUCAAGAACGCUCAUGUGCGUGAGACUGAAAAGCUGUGGGGGCAACACAGACUUGGUCAUCUGAGAACCUGCGCCAAGAAUCACGUUUACUCUUCAAAGACGUUCUCUGACGCCUGCCCCGAAUGCGGAAAGGGGGCUCAAAUUUCCAGCAACGAGGUCUUUCGUAAAUCUUCGAAGCAUCUGUUUGAGAUUCAGUUUCUGGAGGCAAUGCACGCCAAAUCAGCCAGUGCCCGCCAUGUCGAACCGCCCAAAGCCGAGGGCGCGGCGAGAGACCGAUCGGAGAACGAUGGACCUGUGCUGAGAGAAGAGGCAGAAGAAGCGCUCGGUCAACCGACGAGAGAAUUAACCCAGGAGGAGCGCUUUCUCAGAGCCAUGAGGAAUGGCCUGCCAAAGAUCCAAGGUGGACGGACUGGAGUCUGA